Messenger RNA from Cyprinodon tularosa, 1794 nucleotides. It is a transcript of the gene zfpl1, whose product is annotated as zinc finger protein-like 1. Gene Ontology annotation, cellular component: Golgi apparatus. The transcript has 8 exons. NCBI's taxonomy places the organism in Eukaryota, Metazoa, Chordata, Actinopteri, Cyprinodontiformes, Cyprinodontidae. The coding region runs from base 188 to 1168 and encodes 326 amino acids. The record is from RefSeq and is a predicted model, not a curated record.
AGGAAGUAGAAAUCCGGAAGAGACGUGGCACAUAAACACACAGAGGAAGCUUAUGAUGACAUCCUCUGUAGCAGCAUUCAGUUGGCAUUUAUGGAGACACAUUGAAUGACAGAAUUAAAGCUCUACUUAAAACGAAGGAGUUUCCUUUAGCAGCCGUCAGUGUGGAAGCUGGUUAGCACAUGUGGCUAUGGGUCUCUGCAAGUGUCCGAAGAGGAAGGUGACCAAUUUGUUCUGCUUCGAGCAUCGUGUGAACGUGUGUGAACAUUGCCUUGUUUCAAACCACAACAAGUGUAUUGUCCAGUCUUAUCUUCAGUGGCUUCAGGACAGCGAUUACAACCCAAACUGUACUCUCUGCAAUAAUCCGCUCACUACACAAGACACGGUCAGGCUGAUCUGCUAUGAUGUUUUCCACUGGGCGUGUCUUAAUAGCCUGGCAUCUCGGCUGCCGCUCCAUACGGCCCCAGCAGGGUACCAGUGCCCCACCUGCCAGGGUCCAGUGUUCCCACCUUCAAAUCUGGCCAGCCCAGUUGCAGAUGUGCUGAGAGAGCAGCUUACGUCUGUCAACUGGGCUCGGGCUGGUUUGGGGUUGCCUUUGAUUGAAGAGCCGGUUGGGGUUCUUGAAGGAACAAUCGCUAAUGAUGUUUCUGACUACACAGACUGGUCAACAUUUGAUGCCCAAGAAAAACAUGCCGCAUAUUCCAGUCACUCCUAUAACACUAGCCUCAGCCCACCUGCCGUCUCAGCUCCACCACAAGAAAGCGACGGACGUCUUCAUAAAAAUGGAGAUCCCAAUAUAUCGGAGCAUUCUGUAGUCAACAUUCCUGCUGCUACCCCCAGUGACACUAUUACAUUACACACAGCAUCAUCACCCAGAAAGGUCUAUGACACACGGGACGUCCACAGCUCUGCCACACAGAUUGAUUUUGAUGAUGAUAAGUACCGGCGGCGGCCAGCCCUCAGUUGGUUUGCACGGAUUUUAAAAAACCGCACUGGAGGAAAGAAGACAGCUCUUUCCUGGAAGCAGCGAGUCUUCAUGCUACUUUUGGUUGGAGUUCUGGGAUUCUUCACCCUUAUAAUCAUCAUGGCUAAACUGGGACGGGCCUCUGCCGGCUCAGAUCCAAAUCUAGAUCCUCUUCUUAAUCCCAACAUCCGUGUGGGCAAAAACUGAAGGGGGGGGAGCAGUGAUGUGGGGUUUUUACCUGUGUGUUUUACAAGACGAGCAAUGUUGGAUUGGUCUGCAAAGGAGCUGAUACAUGGACAGCCCACCAGAGGGAGCUCUUUGCCCAACUCUAGAGGAUGUUCCUCUUCCUUCCAUCACAGCAUGUCUGGGUCGUUCCUGAUCAGGUUCCUGUGAUUCCGAUCAGGGAGCAUAGAACCUUCGAGGUGACCAAGGUUCGGCUAAUUUAAACACUUUAUCUAGUUAUUGCUGCUUUGGUGAAGAGGGGCAACGCUUUACUCAGCUAACAUUUCUCUGUGAUCUUGUAAGUUAACAAAUUUCUGUUCUUCAGAUUUCUUUUGGAAGCUUUGUCGAAUGAGGAAACAUCUGCUGGCAGAAAUGUCAGAUCUUAUUUCUUUGUGAAAAUAAAACAAAUUCCUGCUAUUAUUAAAGAAGCUCUGUGUUGCCAUGGCACCCGGAGUCAAACUUUCCCAACACCAUCUCGCAUUUCUACAACUGUGAUGAUCUGCAUUAUUACAAACAGUGCUUUGCUUUUAGAUUUGCCAUUCAUACUGUAUUCUGUUUUACUGAUGGUUUUUUCGAGUGUCCAUUAAAUUGGAAAAACUACUAAAUCACAA